Molecule: messenger RNA, 3024 nt
Organism: Paramecium primaurelia
Lineage: Eukaryota; Ciliophora; Oligohymenophorea; Peniculida; Parameciidae
Source: the annotation of a GenBank genome assembly
AUGAUUUGUGGAGCUGCUACUUUGAUUACAAUAAUGGGAUUAUCAAUAACUAGUAUGAAUUUAACAUAUCACCCAUUUACUGAAUUAUUAGUGACCUUUUAAUUAUCAAGCAAAUUACAUCCUAUUUAUGAUAAUAGAUUAUAUUUAAUUCCUACAGUUUUUGUAUUGAUUGCAUAUUUUAUAAUGUAAAUAAUAUAUAUUUUUAUAUAGAUUUAUUAUUUAAAUUGAGAUAGCUCCAUAUUUUAUAAUCAUAAAAAUUGUAUUGAUUUUAUUAUUCUCUGUUUAAUAAUAUAUAAUUAAGAGUUAUGUAAAGAAUUAAUAAUUAUUUUAGUUCAUUUUAUUAGAAGAAGAUCAAGCAACUAAUUAGAUUAAUUUUAUUGAAGAAAAUAAUAAAAUACAUGAUAUUUUGGGUAUACUCUUGCCUAAAUUUAUUAGACAUCGUUUAAAUGAGAGUAAUAUUACUUAUUAUUAUAAUCAUAGCUGAUGAAUAUAAUAUCCAUUAGAAUUAAGGAGAUGUUGCUAUUGUUUUUUGUGACUUAUGCAAUUUUGAUUAAGUUAUUAUGGAAGAAUAGGAAAACAUAGUACAAUUCUUAGAUGAUUUAUUCAGAACAUUUGAUAAAUAUUGUGAAAUUUGUGGAGUUUAGAAAAUUGAAACUGUAGGUAAAACUUAUAUGGCAUCUGCUGGUCUUAAAGCAUGUGAAUAAGAAUUAGUAUAUUUAUCUGAAAUUUAACCUGUUUAAAGAGCAUUAAAUUUGGCUGAAAUGAUGAUGAUGUAUAUUAGAUCAAAACUGUAAUUUUAUUAUUUUAAGAAUUAGAUGGGGUAUUCAUUGUCAACCAUUAGUGGGUAAAAUUGGAAUACAUUAUGGUAGAGCAAUAUCAGGAGUUAUUGGAUUUCAUAAACCUUAAUUUUCAUUGAUUGGAGAUACUAUCAAUACAACAAGUAGAGUUUGUUCUACUGGAUAAGAGGAUAAAAUUACUUUAUCAGAAAAGGCUUUUGAAUAAUUGAAUAAUGAUAAAAUAGAAUUUGAAGUGAGAUAUGUAGAAAUGAAAGGUUUAGGUUUAAGACCUACAUAUGUAUUUAUCUAAAGACUAAAUAUAAAGAAUGGUAUUUCAAAAAGUGAUGUUAGUAAUGGUUCUAGUAAAUAAAAUACAGUUAAUAUUACUAAUAGAGUGAAUAGUUAAUCUUUAUAAAGAAAUGGAUUAAAAAAAAGAACAGUAGCAUAAUAAGAUCCUCUAACUUAACGUUCAAGACCUAUUUUAUAAUUCUAAUUAUCUUGGAAUUUUUAAUAAUAAUAAUAAUAAUAAUAAUAAUAAUAAUAAUAUUAAUAAUAAUAAUCAUAAUUAUGGUAAAAUUCAUAAUCAUUAACAGAUGAAUAAAUUAAUAUUAAAGGAUUUUAAAAAUAAGUUUCAAAUUGUAAUUUAAAUUAAAUUAAUAAUUUGAAUAUUGGUGAUAAUGAUAAUGAUGAUAAAGUUAGUUUGAUUUAAUGUGUUUCUAAAACAGGUUUAUUGUAAAAUUUAGAAAAUAUGUUAUAACGUAAACUUCAUUUUGAAAAAUAUUAACCAGAAGUAGAUCAUUAUAUAGAUUAUGAUUAAUUACUUGUAAUUAUUAUUAUUAUUUAGAAUGUAAUUUUAUUAAAAAAUGAAACUGGAGUUGAAGAGACUACUAUUUUAGAGAGUUCUUUUAUGGAAUUACUUUAAAAAUCUUAUUAUUAAAAUUAGAAUAAUUAUUUAGAGUAUCAUGAUUAUAUAUAUCAAUAAUCAUAGACUCUUACUAAUAAAAUAAUUCAAAUAUAUACCUUAUAUUAUUUGAUUAAAUAAUUUUGUUUGAUUGGUGAUUAUCAUGUUAUUUCAGUACCAUUAAUUAUAUUAUAAUGGAUAGGAUGUGCAUUAAAUUUAAUAUCUUUAAUGAUUUAUAAAAAGAAAAUAAUAUCUUAUUGGAUAAUGUUGAUAUAUAUUCAAUUAAGUUUUUAAUUAAUUAUUGGAGGACUCUUUAUUAUUUUUGAUGUAAAUGAUUUUUUAAGUUACUUACAUAUAAUUGAGAUGAUAUUUAUACAAUCUUUCUUUAGUAAUAUUUAAUUACUUCAUUUUUGGAUAAAAAUAUUAUUUUGCAUAUGUAGUUUUUUAUUUGAAGCACUAAUAUUAAUAUUUAUUUAUGAAUACAGAAUAUCUCUAUUUUUUGUAUUUGUUGCAGUAAUAUACAAUAUUAAUUAUUCAUAUUUUUUAGAAGAACAAUAAGUAGCUUGUUUUAAUUAAAAAAAUAUUUUUUAGAGUCAAUAAAAUAAAGAAUCACAAUUAUUAUAAUAUUUACUUCCAAAACAUGUAUAAAUUUGAUAAAUUUAGAUUUUAUAAACAUUUUUUGAUGAUAAUACUAGAGCUAGAUGUUUAAGUGAUAAAAUUGAAGAUGUAACUAUUUUAUUUGCUGAUAUUGCUGGAUUUACUGAAUAUUCAAGUAAAGUAACUGCUGAAUAAGUCUUAUUAAUGUUAAAAAAUCUAUUUGUAGAAUUUGAUAGAAAAUGUUAUGAAUUAAAUGUUUAUAAACUGUAUACUAUAGGAGAUUGUUAUGUUGCUAUAGGAAUGAUAGAUUUUAAUGAUAGAAAUCCAAGUGAAGAAGCAAAGAAUAUUGUAGAUUUAGCAUUUGAAAUGAUUAGAAUAAUUGAAAUUGUUAGGAAAUAAAUAGAUUUUGAUGGAUUAGAUAUGAGAAUAGGCAUACAUACAGGUUGUGUUUUUGGAGGAGUAAUGGGAACUGACAUUGUUAGAUAUGAUAUAUAUGGUCCAGAUGUUCUUAUAGCUAAUAAAAUGGAAUCAAAUGGAAAAAAAGGAUAAGUACAUGUAAGUGCUGCAACAAAAUAAUUGUUAUAAUAGGAUUAUGAAGACAAAUAUUCUUUUACUUUCAAUACAAAAGUCACUUUGUCUUCAAUUAAUAGAAGUAUUGAAGGCUUUAUUAUAGAAAGUUUGAUUGAAGAUUAAUAUCCUUCUGAUUAGAUUAUUGAUCAAUAGAUUGAACCAUUACAAUCAGAACAUUGA